AUGUCAGUUUAUAAUGAUAUAGCACCAUCAAGACAAAUAAAAAGAUCUACAACCCAAAAACGGCGAAGACUAAAUGAAGUUAGUUUUCAACAAGAACAAUUCAUAUCACCAAUAAAUGAUAGAUACACUAUAUUAUUAAAAGAUGGUGUUACAACUGCAACGAUCUACCCUAUAAUAUCACCAGAUACUAUUCCACUUGGAUUACUACAAUUUUUAUGUGAUGAAUACAAUAUGGAAAUAGAAAGGGGGGAAACAUUACCUUUUUUUGAUCCUUUUACAUUAGACGAAUUUGUCACUUAUUGGUUCGAUCAAUCAUUUGUUGCAAUAAUGUGUCUUGGAAAUUCACCAUUGACAAAUGAUGAUGAAGAAGAGGAUAUGAGACAAUGGGAAAAUGAAUGCUUAGGUACUUUUUAUAUAAAGCCAAACCAUCCUGGUCAAAGAUGUUCACAUAUAUGUACUGGAGAAUUCUUGGUUAAUGCAGGUAUUAGAGGUAAAGGUAUUGGUAGAACGUUAACUGAUUGUUUCAUGAAAUGGGCUCCAAAAUUAGGUUAUAAUUAUACUAUUUUAAAUAUGGUUUUUGAAACUAAUGCAGCAGCUAGAAAAUUAUGGGAAUCUUUGAAUUUUAAAAGAAUAGGUAAGAUUAAAAAUUCAGUUUACGUUAAAAAUUCUGAAUUGCCUAUUGAUUCAAUCAUAUAUGGUAAAGAUUUAAUAGAUAAAACUAUAAAUGAAUCAAGUUCAUAUAGAUUUGAUAAAAUCAAAUAUUAUUUAGAAACUGGUAAAUAUCCUGAAACUGCAGAUAGACAAGAAAAAGCAAGAUUAAGAGCUGGAGCAGUUCAUUAUUCAUUAGAAAAUGGGAAAUUGAUGUUAAAAGGUAAAGAAGUUAUUGGAGAUCCUGAUGAACAAUUUAGAAUUUGUUUAAAUAUACAUAGGAAUAAUGGUCAUUUGGGUAUUAAUAAGACAACUACACAAAUUGCCGACAAUUAUCAUUGGCCAAGGAUAAAAGAAACUGUUGGGUCUGUUAUUAGAGAAUGUGAAACAUGCAAAGAAAAUGAAGGAAAUCAAGAUAAUAAUAACAAGAGACAAAAGAGAUCGAAUAACGAUGUACAUAAUAACCCACAAGAACAUCAAAUUAGCGAACAUGUACAGGCUGUCAUAUCAGAAGUUCAAGAAGCUCAUUUAGAAGGAUAUAAACAAACUUAUGCUGAAGUAGCAGCAUCUGGAUUAAUAAAUUACCCCUCUAAAGGUACUUAUCAUUCUCUUGUUAAUGAAGAAGAUAUAGAUCCGGAUAUAAUAAGGCCAAGAGUAAGAACUUACAAAAGAUAA
Molecule: messenger RNA, 1323 nt
Organism: Lodderomyces jiufengensis
Lineage: Eukaryota; Fungi; Ascomycota; Pichiomycetes; Serinales; Debaryomycetaceae
Gene: SPT10
Product: Spt10p
Exons: 1
Coding region: 1-1323 (440 amino acids)
Molecular function (GO): acyltransferase activity, transferring groups other than amino-acyl groups
Source: RefSeq, a predicted model, not a curated record